Mizuhopecten yessoensis (Yesso scallop) is the source of this 990-nucleotide messenger RNA. RefSeq names its product probable small nuclear ribonucleoprotein G. The record is from RefSeq and is a predicted model, not a curated record. NCBI's taxonomy places the organism in Eukaryota, Metazoa, Mollusca, Bivalvia, Pectinida, Pectinidae. Gene Ontology annotation, molecular function: RNA binding. Gene Ontology annotation, cellular component: precatalytic spliceosome; U4 snRNP; catalytic step 2 spliceosome. The transcript has 4 exons. Bases 108 to 338 code for a protein of 76 amino acids. Gene Ontology annotation, biological process: spliceosomal snRNP assembly; mRNA splicing, via spliceosome.
UUUUAUGCGUUAUAGACUCAAGCGUUAGCGUGACGUUGACGACAUCAGCUUUAAAAUCGUCUUUGUUUUGAUACAUUAAACUACGAUCUCAAUCCGUAAAAAUCAACAUGAGUAAGGCCCAUCCUCCAGAGCUAAAAAAGUACAUGGAAAAGAAGCUAACAUUGAAACUCAAUGGGGGAAGGCAAAUCACUGGAAUUCUACGAGGAUUUGACCCUUUUAUGAACUUGGUGGUGGAUGAAAGUAUUGAAGACUGCAAAUCAGGAGAAAAGAAUUCUAUUGGCAUGGUGGUGGUCCGAGGGAAUAGCAUCAUCUUACUGGAAGCACUGGAUCGUGUGUGAGGAUCACUUUGACAGUUCUGUGUGGGUCAAAUGUUUGUUGAGAAAAGGCGGAGAUGGAUGUCAGGAGUGUGAUAGUGGGAAUGACAGACAUGCGGGAAUAGAAGGAGUGACAGACACGAGGGAACAGAUGUGGAAAGGACGCAAGCAGACCAAUUCAUAUGACAUUUAUACAUUCAUUUCACAUCAAGUUAUUUAGACAUAUAUUUGUCUAUUUGUAUGGUAGCGUUUACGAAUAACAUGCAAUUUAUAUACUCUUUGUUUCUCUGCUUCUAUCAUGUUAAAAGUGAACAACUACAGAAUUUAAUGACCAACGAAAAUUUGGAAAAUUCUGUUAGAAUUAUGAAUAAUUUGGAAACUACAACAGAUCUGCUAUUUAAUGAUUAAUUCAUCAUGUUUCAGUUUAACCCUUUCAACCAUAUGUAACUUUAGUAGACUUUCCCAUGCAUCGAUCUGGAUCUGGAGUCCAUUAUGGUCUACAGUGGUGAAAGGGUUUACAGAUAACAGAAAAUCAUUAUACAUUUAUACUGUGAGAGAUAGGAGUUCUCAUUAAGCCUAGAAUUCAUAUUACUGUGUCAUCAGGUGUCGAUAAGGUUUCAUCUUGUUUUCUUAUUUUGUGUCGGUAGUUUUUAUUAAAUGGAUGAUUGAAUUAACA